AUUCGCCUGGACUGGGGACCCUCCCCUCCCUCUUGCUCCCUCUCCCACCCCCGGGAGGCGGGGGUGUCAGAGUUGGAAGCCCUGCAUGGCUCCUCCUGCAGUUGAGACUACGCAGAUUAGGGGCAAAUUGGGCUGAAAGGCAGCGUUUUGCUUUCUUCCGCGGCGGCUUCCCCUUCCUCUUUCCCAAGGAGAUAUGUAAACACAUGUCGUUUUCUCUUUCAAUUGAGCGCAAUGGUCCCCUGCCUGAGCCUUGAUCUAGCCAGUGGGCUUGAGCCCUGCUCCUCCAUCCCUGCUCCAUAGGAGCUCUGGGGUCUGGGGCUGUUGCUUCCAUAUUGGAGCUGGCCUCCGGCCAGGUGACCUUUUCUUUGCAUCUGCUGCAGAGGACCCGGCCGGUGGCCUUCACCAUGUGGGCCAGCAAACUCCUGCCAGCCCUGCUGUUCCAGCACAUCCUCCUGCACCUCCUGCUGCUCCCCAUCGCCGUCCCCUCCGCAGAAGGACAGAAGAAAAGAAGAAAUACCCUUCAUGAAUUCAAAAAGUCAGCCAAGACUACGCUCAUCAAAGAAGACCCGUUACUGAAGAGUAAGAGCAAGAAGAUGAGCAGCGCAGACCAGUGCGCCAGCCGCUGCACCAGGAACAAGGGGCUCCCGUUCACCUGCAAGGCCUUUGUUUUUGAUAAAGCAAGAAAAAGAUGCCUGUGGCUCCCUUUCAACAGCAUGUCAAGUGGGGUGAAGAAGGAGUUCGGCCACGAGUUCGACCUGUACGAGAAAAAAGACUAUAUCCGCAACUGCAUCAUUGGAAAAGGGGGCAGCUACAAGGGCACGGUCUCGGUCACCAAGAGCGGGAUCAAGUGCCAGCCCUGGAGCUCCAUGAUCCCCCAUGAGCACAGCUUUUUGCCUUCGAGCUAUCGGGGUAAAGACCUACAGGAAAACUACUGUCGAAACCCUCGAGGGGAAGAAGGGGGACCGUGGUGUUUCACGAGCAAUCCCGAGGUACGCCACGAAGUCUGUGACAUUCCUCAGUGUUCAGAAGUGGAGUGCGUGACCUGCAAUGGAGAAACCUAUCGAGGGCCCAUGGAUCACACAGAAUCAGGCAAGAUCUGUCAGCGCUGGGACCAGCAGACGCCUCACCGGCACAAAUUCCUGCCCGAAAGAUACCCCGACAAAGGCUUUGAUGAUAAUUACUGCCGCAACCCCGAUGGCAAGCUGAGGCCGUGGUGCUUUACUCUUGACCCUGACACCCCUUGGGAGUACUGUGCAAUUAAAAUGUGCGCUCACAGUCUGAUGAAUGACACUGAUGUCCCCGUGGAAACAACUGAAUGUCUUCAAGGUCAGGGAGAAGGAUACAGGGGGACCGUCAACACCAUUUGGAAUGGAGUUCUGUGCCAGCGCUGGGAUUCCCAGUAUCCCCACCAGCACGACAUAACUCCUGAGAAUUUUAAGUGCAAGGACCUGCGGGAGAAUUACUGCCGAAACCCAGACGGCGCUGAGUCGCCCUGGUGCUUCACCACCGACCCGAACAUCCGAGUUGGCUACUGCUCCCAGAUCCCCAAGUGCGACGUGUCAGGUGGACAAGAUUGUUAUCGUGGGAAUGGAAAAAAUUAUAUGGGUAGUUUAUCCAAAACAAGAUCUGGGCUAACGUGUUCCAUGUGGGACAAGAACAUGGAAGACUUGCACCGUCACAUCUUCUGGGAGCCGGAUGCCAGUAAGCUGAACAAGAAUUACUGCCGGAAUCCAGACGACGAUGCCCACGGACCCUGGUGUUACACGGGGAACCCUCUCAUCCCCUGGGAUUACUGCCCCAUUUCCCACUGUGAAGGGGAUACCACGCCUACAAUCAAUUUAGACCAUCCUGUAAUAUCUUGUGCCAAAACAAAGCAACUACGAGUAGUUAAUGGGAUUCCAACACGAACAAACGUAGGAUGGAUGGUUAGUCUGAAGUACAGAAAUAAACAUAUCUGCGGAGGAUCGUUGAUUAAGGAAAGUUGGAUCCUUACUGCAAGACAAUGUUUUCCUGCUAGAAACAAAGACCUGAAAGAUUAUGAAGCUUGGCUUGGAAUCCACGAUGUCCACGGUCGAGGCGAGGAGAAGCGCAGACAGGUUCGCAAUGUGUCCCAGCUGGUGUACGGGCCCGAAGGCUCGGAUCUGGUGUUACUGAAGCUCGCCAGACCUGCUGUCCUGGAUGACUUUGUCAGCACCAUCGAUCUGCCUAAUUACGGGUGCACAAUUCCUGAGAAGACCACCUGCAGUGUUUACGGCUGGGGCUACACCGGAUUGAUCAACGCGGAUGGCCUGCUGCGCGUGGCGCACCUCUACAUCAUGGGCAACGAGAGGUGCGCCCAGCAUCACCAAGGCAAGGUGACACUGAGCGAGUCUGAGAUAUGCGCCGGGGCCGAGAAGAUCCGCUCGGGGCCAUGCGAGGGGGACUAUGGUGGCCCACUCGUCUGUGAGCAGCACAAAAUGCAGAUGGUCCUCGGUGUCAUCGUGCCAGGUCGCGGGUGCGCCAUCCCCAACCGCCCUGGCAUCUUUGUCCGAGUAGCCUAUUACGCAAAGUGGAUACACAAGAUAAUUCUAACGUAUAAGGUACCACAGUCAUAAGUGAAGCGCAUGCGUCCAAAGCAUCCAUCGGUCCACGACAGUUUCACAAGAAGAUUUCAGAGACCGUGGAGUGGAACUGUCACCUAAAACAACUACUUGAGUGUCGUGUUUGUUAAGAUACUCAUUAAUAUAUAUGGGUGUUUUCUGUCGUUUUGUUUGUCAGUGUUAUUUUGUAAAUGUUGAAGUGAAUUAAGGUACAUGCAAUUGCAGUAACAUAACUCCUGAAGAUACUUGAAUGGAUUUAAAAAGGCGAAAGGUAUAAUUGCUGGGUUAUAAAGGAUUUAAUGGAACAGAUCAGUUACUCUCUCCACGCUGCUUUCCAAGGUUAGUUCCUUAAUGAUGAAUAAACCAUACGUUAAGCAUUAUUUUAAUCUCACUCAAUUUAUACCUUGUGAUCUUAAAUUGUAACUCUAUAUUAAAUUCUAAUACCUAUGCCAUUUGUGAUAGCUCAUUCAAUUCUCCUCACUGUGUACCCCGAAACAGUGGUAUGCAAACUUACUGUUGCAAAAUCCCAUACCUGUUACAUGUACCUGGGUACACUUGUGCUAUGCACUACAGUUCAAAUCACGGUGUGUCUAGUGUAAUCUCUAAAUAUUUUAAAGGUGUGGAUCUGUUAUUUUUCUUCAAAAACAAAUGAGAAAUUUCUAAAGAUCAGUAGAGACGUGAAGGGAAGAUACAAAAGAGAAGUGACUAACUUCUAUACAUAAUCUAUAGAUGACCUCUACUGGAGGGUUUGUAAACUGAGGUUAGGACCUGCAGAGUUACAUGUUGCCUAAUCUGGGUGUUUACAUAUUUAUUAUCCUGUUAUUUCUCAGACUUCCUAAUUCUUAAAGGGAAGAAAAUAAUACAUAUAUUUAUAUUAUUUCUUUCCUCCAACUUAGGGUCAUAUAUUUAUGCAAGGUAUCCGUAGAUCUAAUGUUCCAAAAUAUUUAACUUGUCCAAUUGUACCUAACUUGAAGAAAUGUACAAGUGUCUUGGUCAUUAAAAAGGGAUUAAACUAGCUUAAUUCCAAGACUUUCUCCUGUGACUGGAUUCUGGAUUCACACACCUUAGAUUCAAAAUAUAUAAUAUAUAAUUAAGAGAAAAUUUAACGUUUGCCCCAAAAUUUUGUUAAUAGUCUUUCACCAAAUUAUGCAUUAAACUAAAUAUCAGAGCAAAGAAUAAAAAGGGUUUUCUCAACCUUGAAAUAUUUUAGUAUAACACUUAGAGUACUUUAGAAUAAUACUUUAUUCAAGUAAAGGACAAAUUGUAAGUGGGAGGAACUAUUUUGUCUGUCUGUGUUCCAUUUUUUAAUGUGGAGUUCAAUCUGCUGAAUUGGAUAUUUUGCCAAGAUACAUUCAUUUUAUCUUAUUUAAUACAGGUUUUUCCUAAUGCCAUGGGAAAUAUCCACAUAAGUUUUGUGUUCUGCAUGAUAAUAGCCAGAUUGGUACAUUUAUUAUUCUGCUUGGCAUGACUAGCUAAUAAUCAUGUAAUUGUCAAGAACUGCAGUUAAAAAGCAUCAAUAGAAUAGGCUCUGAAUUUUCACAAAAUCUUCCUGUAUAGACCAGGAAUAAUUUGGCUUGAAUCUACUUUCCCAUUUCUCUGUCUUGGUACCCCUAACUCAUCUGUCUUAGGGCCAUGAUUCCAAAUGAUACCCUAAGAUUUCUCCAGUGAACUGCUCAACCUGGAGUACGUGAAUUCUAAAUUUAUGGGAGAGGUUAGUCCACAGAGGACAGGACAGUGAAUACAGAAAUGCUUUAUGGAAACUGUGCCAAUAUUUUAGAAUUUUUUUUUAAUAAAAUGGAUCCUGGCAUCGGGAAACAAAGAGAGUUCUAAGGUGUUACCAGUCCACAUAAACCUCUUUUAAUGACACCUCUCUUUCCCUUCUAUAACGCACCAUCCUAAUGAAAGCACAGACAUGUCAAAGGUACAUUGCCAAAAUAUUAAAGUGCUUUGCAUAGUUUCUUCCUGCUGAAAUUGCCAAAUUUUAUUAAGCAACAUAAUUAUCCUAUCAGUAUUGUGACCAUGGCCAUAGUUUAAAAUACAUUUGGGGGCUGGGGAUUUAGCUCAGCAGCUCAAGCGCUUGCUUGGUAAACAUGAGGUUGUGAGUUCAAUCCUUGGUACCCCAAAACAAACAUGAAAUACUCACAUUUUAAAUUUUUCUUUCAUGUCAUUGUCUGUAGAUUUCCAUGAAAAUAGAUAAAGGUUAAUCUAAAUGUAAGAUGUAGCUAAUCUUUAGAUAUUUUGAACUUCGCGUUCGCUGUUUUAUAAAAGGAUAAAAAUAGCAUGAAUGAAUCACCAAACAGGGAACUCACGUGUGCGGUCUCCCUGGUAGAUUUAGGUUUUCGUACAGUGCCCUGAGUAUAACUGGCCAUCUACCAUAUCCUUGUUAGGUCAGCUGGCAGGACAGGGCAUGAUCCCAUUAUUCCCGGUGAAAGAUUCUAUUUAUCGGGUCUUUUUCUCCGGAUCAACUUCAAAAUAAUGAACAAAUCCAGUGUAUCCAGAAAUCUGUUUUAUUAAUAUCCUGGAGGAAGGGCCUUUUAAGUUAAAAGUUUCUAAUGGUCUGUUUGUUUUGGCUGUUCGAAUAACGCUUUUAUGCUGUUCUAAUUGUAGACAUUUUCCUACGUCUACCAGAAAUAGAAAUGUAACAUUAAAAUAUUUGUCAUAACGCCUCUGCUGUGCGGAAGCAAUGAUCAUCCUUUUGUAUGCUUCUUUAAUUUUAUUGUAAAAUAUAUGAUGACUUUUACCUGUUUGCUGUGGGCAGGUCCUCAGUGAAAUGGUUUCUAUGGAGUCGAUCUCUGAUAUUAACAGGCUCUUGCUUGCAGUCCAAGUGUUUCCAACAACCAACGGGGAAUGUGGGACACUGGGCGCGAGCAGCUAAAGAUCAUGGCAUGUGAGAGUAAAGCUGUAUCUCACUUAUUCCUGUGAAUAUUUCUUGUUGGUACCAAUGGUACUGCCCAAAGUGAAUGUUCUAGCCACAACAUUCUCUGGGAAAAGACACUGUCUGUCACAAAGUGAGAGAUGGCUGCCAGGCCUUGUCAUGUGGUUUUUAAACUUUAAAAAAAAAAUGCUAGUUUCACAAUAUAAAGAUCAUGAGGUAAAGAGUUAAUCAAUUCUAUACUAAAAAACCUUAUUAUAUUGACUUACUGAAGUUCAAAGAAAUAACUAAUUUCCAUUACUAUGUAUCAUGUUAAUAGAAAAAACUCACUGGAAGAAUUAAAUUGAAUAAGAUGACACAUUUGUCUUUUCAAAAAUUAAUACUUCCAGUAAAUUACUUUUCAUGAUUAAGUCCAAAAAAAAGUUUUGUCACAAUAUUCAACUAAUACAUAAAAGGCUAAAAAUGUCUAGAACUUAUAACUCUUUGCAGUGUAAUUUUUAAGUAGGCUCAUUUCCAUUUGCACAGAAAGUUUCUGUCUUUAGGAAACUGAAAAUAGAAUACUGUGGAUACUAUGACUGUCAUAUGUGUAAAUAGGAAAUCAAUAAGCUGCCUAUGAGUGGUGUCGCUGGAUGCUUACCCGAAAAGGCGGGCACCGUGGUUAUGACUUGUACUAUAAAGUUUCUGUAGUUAAUAAAGUUGUUAUUUUUAUAACCAUGAUGAUAUUAUUCUUAAUAAUAAUAAAAUAUUUUAUCAAAAUGC
Messenger RNA from Cavia porcellus (domestic guinea pig), 6210 nucleotides. RefSeq names its product hepatocyte growth factor (gene Hgf). The coding region runs from base 405 to 2594 and encodes 729 amino acids. Lineage: Eukaryota; Metazoa; Chordata; Mammalia; Rodentia; Caviidae. Gene Ontology annotation, molecular function: signaling receptor binding; serine-type endopeptidase activity. The record is from RefSeq and is a predicted model, not a curated record. The transcript is spliced from 19 exons. Gene Ontology annotation, biological process: negative regulation of apoptotic process; proteolysis; positive regulation of protein phosphorylation.